AUGUAAUGCAGUCCUGCAAGGGUUUAUAGUGUGGUGGUUGCUUUCAACUUGGCGUGUCUUACCGUUUACACACUAAAUAUUAAUAAUAAAAUAAUAGCAAGCAUGUCGAACGGCGUGUCGAGCCUCAACGACGCCGCGAAAAACUCCCGAGAACAACGGUAUUCUGAGGGUAGUUUGGGGAGGCUGCAGGCGAAACACUCGACGGAGAUGGACCAACCUAACCCCUGUAAUCCGAGCCUUAAGAGGCCCGCGGUUUCCGAUAACGAAGGUGGUUCACCCCCAAAAAAGAAGCAUAAAAAUCCCCAGCCAAAGAACGCCGUUUGCGCAUUAAACGAACUGAAAACUGGAGCUGUUUACAAAGUUGUUCGUCAAACUGGGCCGACUCAUGCCCCGAUAUUCACUAUAGCAGUUCAGAUAGAUGAUCAAAUUUACGAAGGAAAAGGGCGCACAAAGAAAAUGGCAAAACAUGCAGCGGCGGAAUUGGCAUUGAGAAAUAUCGUUCAAUUUAGAAAUGCCCCAGAAGUUCACCAAGCCAUCAACUUGGUAUGCCAUCCAGUGAUUCCUAUAGAGCCAGAUUUUACGAGCGAUGUAACCGAGAGAGAUAACCACUUAGUAAAUACGUUUAAGACUCUCAAUCAUGAGCCUAAAAAUACAAAUAAAUUUCUGGACAAAGGACCAGUCGCUCUAAUCAACGAACUGUAUCCCGGUGUUAUUUAUAAGUGCAUAUCAGACAGUGGAGAAAGCUAUGCUAAAUUCACGAUCGCCGUUACCAUAGAUGGUGAAACAUUCGAGGGCACUGGUCCUAGUAAGAAACUGGCCAAGGCGGCGGCUAGCAAAGCUGCCCUUGCUAAAUUGAAGAACGUCCAUAGUUCUUCUUUCAGAAGCCCUCUACCAGCUCGUGUUAUCUCUAAUUUCUCUAGCGGUGGUCACUGGCAAGAACAGAUGACCCUGCCUCAAAUGCUCGCUGAUAAAAUAGGUAAAAUGGUCAGCCAGAAGUUCACUGAAUUGAUGCAGAAUAAACCUCAGCACGCAAGACGCAAGGUUCUGGCUGGGAUUGUGCAGACUCGUGGAGCCGAUGCAGAACUUAUUUGUGUUACAACUGGUACCAAAUGCGUGUCUGGUGAGCACUUGAGUGUCAGUGGGGGUGCUCUGAAUGAUUGCCACGCUGAGGUAGUAGCACGAAGAUGCUUGUGUGAGUAUUUAUAUAACCAGCUAGAACUACAUCUGGAACAUCGGGCCGAGGAAUCGAUUUUAGAGGCAACGAAAAAAGGCUACAAGCUAAAAGACGGAAUACAAUUCCAUCUCUAUAUAAAUACUGCGCCGUGCGGAGAUGCCAGGAUAUUUUCACCUCACGAAGAAAAUGAAGCGAUCGACAAACACCCCAACAGACGAGCAAGAGGUCAACUCAGAACGAAAAUCGAAUCUGGAGAGGGUACUAUUCCUGUUAAAAGCAGCGAAGGCAUCCAAACUUGGGACGGCGUGCUUAUGGGUCAAAGGCUGUUGACGAUGUCGUGCUCGGACAAAAUAGCUCGAUGGAACGUUUUGGGAGUACAAGGUGCUCUUCUGAGUCACUUCAUCGAGCCAAUUUACUUACACAGCAUCGUUCUUGGCAGCCUGCUAAAUCCCAGCCACAUGUACCGUGCCGUUUGUGGUCGUAUCGAAAACACAAUUCAGGGUUUGCCGCCACCAUACCGACUGAACAAACCGCUUAUGAGUUUAAUCACAUCUUCGGAGGUCAGACAACCGGGAAAAGCACCCAACUACAGCGUUAAUUGGACAAUUGGUCAGACGGAUGCUGAAGUUAUCAAUUGCACUACAGGAAAAGACGAAGUUGGGAAACCGUCGAGAAUAUCCAAGCAGGGUUUGUUUAGAAAGUUCUUCAACCUGGUUGGAAGAAUAAACAUGAUUGAAUAUGUGGACUCUCACAACUGUCGUCAUUAUUUCGACGCUAAAUCGUCCGUCGAAGAUUAUUCGCUGGCCAAACGUCAACUAAAGGAUGCUUUUGUGAGAGCACAACUUGGAAGCUGGGUAAAAAAGCCAAUAGAGCAAGAUAUGUUUGAAGUUGAUAUCUGACUAGGCUCGGUAAUUUCUGAGCCUUUCGAUAGAACGGGAUUCAGAAUUUCGGAGUAUGUAGUUCCUAGCGUAAAAUAGAUCGCUCGCUCGGCGUGUCAUGUCGCGGCAGAGUUUGGCACCAGUAAAGCAUAAAUCAUAGGAUCUCAGCUAAAUUUUAAUCUUUCAACUAUUUAGGGAUACACUGACUUUUAUUAAAGGGAACGAGGUAUAGAAUUCUAAGUAUUUGAGAAUUCAUUCUUUUAGAUCGUUCUCUCGAACCUCGAAAAUCAUAUACAUUAUCACUAGGUUUUAUCAUUCGUAUAAAGUCAUACUAAACUUGGACCAUGCUUGUCAACAGAAUUAUUGAAUUCCUUGUACAAGGUGGUUUGAGACGAUUAGUCUCAUAUUUUUAUUAUGAUUCGUCUAGUCCAUAACUCUGAAUUGAGUUAGAAAACUCAAAAGUACCAGUGAGUAAGUUUGAAAAGGUGGGGGUCCAUUUCAAACCGAUUUUCUUUCACUCUUCCCAGUGCAGUGAUUAAUCGAUUUAGUCUUAAACCCAGUUAUGGUCCAUUUAUAGAUCAAUUGACUUUGACUAGUAUCAUAAUUCUCUUGCCUAGAAGUACAAUGAAAUAAUGAUCGAUAGACUGGUAGUAAAAUAUAAGGUACGUUAUUUCACUGUAGUAGAACGUUUUACAAUAAACGCGUAGUGGCCUUAGAUUUUUCGUUGUUUUGAUGUUUAAAAAACCUCAACGAUAAAGACAAUGAGAAUACCAGUUAAACAUAUCUACCCUUUUUUGUAGAAUUAAAAGACAAUUAUGUAGUUUAUAUCUAGUGUCAGUAAUUUGUAAUUUAAAAAAUUUCUCUUACCGCUCCACUGCUCUCAAUUUUAUUAGGUAACAUCUAAUAAAUCUAUCGUAGAUGAAUCCAAAUAUCGGUUUUGGAUUAAGGUUUUAAGAUAUCUCUAAGUCAGUUUUUUUAUUUUUUUUUUUUUUUUUCUUCUAUGCUAAUCGCAAGACAACGUGGGCUAUGAUUUUCAUUUGUCAAAUGCAUUUUUUAUCUCAUUGACCGAAGAUGAGAAUUAUAGAGGUCUGUAGAAUUUUUUGUUCUUUAAACUUAUUUCUUGCACAGACAUCACCUUAAUGGUCGUUGAUAUUCGCUUUGAAUUUACAAGAGGAGAUAGUUUUACAUACUGCAUCCCUAAUGGCUGUGAACUAAAACCAAUCUCAAUAAGUUACGAUAUAAUUUCUUGCUAUACUUUAUCAGGGUGGCGACAAACCGGGAAAACCAGGAAUAAUCAGGGGAUUUCGUCCAUCGGGAAAAGUCAGGCAACUAUAAUAAAUCAUAGGGAAAAGUGUAUUUUUUUAAAAAUCGUUGUCAAACAUCAGUUAUGCUUCGUAAAUUCAGUUGACCUAACUUUCAGACGUGGUGUUGUUCAAUUUCAAAUUAUUUGUGCGAAACGAAGCAAUACUAUGUGGUUUUAGAUACAAAUUAAUGUAUUCAAAGCGCACAACUUCUGGAGCUUUUGUUCAUAAAAGCUACCCAACCUAAGUUGCGUGGGAAAUCUUCGGGGAAUUCUAAAUUUCUUGACGGAAAAUUUCAGGGAAUUUUAUUUGUGCAAAAUCGUUGUCACCCUGUUUUUCCAACUACCUUUGGAUCCUUACAAUCUUUAUUAUGUAAUGUUAUUAUUAAUAUUGUGCUCGUUCUUUUUUAUCAUUGCCAAACAAACCUCUUGUUGUUUUUUGCUAACCAAUCAAACUGUUCAAUCAAGCUCGAAAUCAGAUGUGCUCAAAUGAAUACAAAGCUGGAUUACUAGUGUGUAGUGAUUUCUAAGAAGAGACGUUAGAAAGUCCUAUGAUUAUUGCCUCACUGUGCCAGUAUUAGUGACAAAAAAUUGAAAGAAGCUAAUUGAAAUGAAAGCAAAGAAAACCAGAACAAAAAUAAGACGACGAAAACAAAACUCACGAUAAUUCUGCCGUAGUGUCACACUGCUCGAAGACGGUCCAGUUUUGCGCAAAAGUCUGUAUACUUUUAGGAACUAUAUAGUUUGUUCUGAUUAAGCGAAGGUAAUUUAUAAUGUUAAAGUUCUUGUUCAAGCCAAAGCCUCAAUAGAUGAUUAUUAUCGUACCACCUAUACUCGGAUCUCGAUUUUUAUCAUUGUAUCUUGGUUCACGUUACAAACAUAUCUCUUUACGGUUACAACCGAGGCUGCAUGAGGGGUCGUCGCGCGUCUUCGAUCUUGGAAUAUUUUAUCUCGAAUUGCUUCCAAAACCGAGAUCUGAGUGUACCAAAAAUACACUAGCGAGUAUUAGUAUUAUUGACUAUCGAACGUCAUUUCCUCGACAAGUUAUAUAUCCUCUUCCUUAAAAUUUUAAUAGAACGAUUUUAACUGAGUGUUUAAUACUUAGGAUAAAAAGCUCAAAACUUCUUACAUUCAACAAAAUUAGUAUAUCAUGAUCGUUGCAAAAUUUUCUUCAAUAUUGAAUGUCAAUUUUUCUUACCCGAAAUCCUUGAUCAAGGCUUUACUGUUUUCUGGUAUGCAGAUGCCAAGACAAUUUUCUUUUUUCUCCCAAUCCUAUUUGCAUUGUGUUUUUAUUUUUGACAAAAAUGUUAUUAGAAACUUUUGACAAUUGAAAAAUAUUACUCGAAAUAUUAAACCAGUUUUGUUCAUAAAAGUUGAUUCGUUCAUCGCUUUUCGAAUUCUGCCCAAUUUGAUUUUUUACGCGACGUUUCAAGAACCAAGUAAUAUACAAAUAAAAAAUAACGUUGAAAUAAAGUAAAAUGGUAAAAAUAAACCGACAAAAAUUUCGCACGUGUUAACAAAGUCUUAGACUAUGUCUUCUUUCACUUCGUAUCUUACAUAAUAUUACCACAAAAACAAAAAUAAAAAAAAAAAAAUUAAAAAAUAAAAAAAAGAAGUAGCCCAUACAGGAUAUAGCGUUGUGGCGAAUAUUGUAGAUUCGCAUUAAUUAAAAUACGUAUAAAAGUUUCAACAGUUGAUACUUAAUUAGAAACAUUCACAUACAUGCAUAUUAUGCGUAGUAAUAUUCUCUCUCUAAUUAUAGAUACAUAGGUUGAUCAUAUAAACAGUUAGAAACCCUAUUAAAAAAAAGAAAAGAAUAAAUUACAAGAAAACGAAACCUAACAAAAAAAAGUGGUAAGAAAAGAAAAAAAAAAAAUUACAAGUAUCGAUCAUCGACGAACAUUUCAGCCUGUUAGAUUUUAAGCUUAACUAGUGCCUCUAGUUAUAAAAAGUGAUGAAUAUCGAGAACAAUGUUCGACGAGUUAAUAAUUAAUUAUUAAAUCGUAGUAUUAUUAGAUAAUUAUUCAAUUAAACUUGCCAAAUUAGUUUGAGUAUUUCUUCGAUUAUUGUUACGCGACAAAGGAUUGGGUCGUCCUUUUUUUCCGGCUAUCUUUUUUCAACGUUUCGGUAGCUUGAACCUGGAUCUAAUCCAGUAUAAUAAUUAAACAUUUGAUUGAAAAAUUGCUAAAAUCUAUUUUGCGAGUUACGCCCUUUUUCAAAUUGAUGUGCGGGGUGUAAAAUGAGGUCAAACGACUCAAUUAAAAUCACAUAUCACUUAUCGCAUUCCAUAAAAUUAUAUCUAUUGCAAGAAGAAUUUUUGGGACGAUCCAAUUAUAGUUAGUUACAUUACGCAUACGCUGAAACGAAUACAUAAUAUUGUGAAGAAAAAGAUUUGCAUUCGUUACAUGUUGAAUGUAAUAUAUCUCAUAUUAUUUUAGUUUCAUAUCAAUAAAUUCUCCCAUCUCUUUCAGUCAGCCACUAUUGAAUUCCGGUUUUACACGUUACUUUUUAUUGUUACCUUAUAUACUGUCCUAGUCGUCAAAAAAUUAUACGUACAUGUUUGUUACAUAAUAUUUUUUUAAUGAGUAAUAUGGUCACAAACUUCUGUGAUUAUCCUCAUUUUUAUUUUUUUGGAUUAUACGCAUAUUUUUAUCGAAUGAAUUUUCUUAUUAUUAUCAUCGUUUUUCUGUAUAAUCACUCGAAGCUAUCAAGAAAUAUCGAAACAUUAUACAUACACACAUACAUAUAUGUAUAUAAAAAUUGACAAAAAAAGAAAAAAGGAAUUUUAAUGGACUUGAGAAACAAGAUGAAAAUCUCUCAAAUGUUUUGACCAAGGUAUUUGCAUCAUAUUGAUGAUUGCGUUUACGAUUUAAUAAGUAUGACUGUAUAUCAGAAAGUAAGAUGCCAACUAAAAUUUAAAUGUCCACACAGUUCUGAAACAUGUAUAUGAUUAAUGAAAAAGGAAAGAAAAAAAACUCAUUAAAGACACCAUGUUCGUACCAAAUGUAAAUUUAUAUCCAUGUUGCACCUGUUUUUUGGUGAUAAUGUUGUGCAGACCUUUUUCUGCUGAGAUGUGUUUCUUUUUUUUUGUUUAAACGUUUCAUCUUCAAUAGUUAUAUUUGAUGUAAGUUCAAAAAUCUUACCUUCUUUUUCCCCCGCGUUCUGGUCACGAUAUCCGCAAAGAAUCGAGAAAAACGCAACGCAGCGAAUCUUAUAUCUCCCUGUGAUAUUAACCGUGAAAUGUAAAUUUGCAGGUCGAAGCAGGCAAACAAAAGAGUUUAAUGAAACGAAAAAACGAAUACAUAAAAGGAAAAUAGAAAAGCAAAGCCAUUUUUUUUUUUAACACUUCAAACUCUUAUAUUACAUUUAUCUUGAUACAUUUCCUAUAAAAGGUAUUAUCUAUUACCCAGUUAUUAUUGUCAUACUUUGCAAUAUCCCGUAAAUGAUUGAAUGAAAUUCAGAUUCGUAUGAUUUCAAACGCGUUGUACAUUGUUCAUAAUAAUUGAUUCAAAUGAUUGGUUCAAAAUAUUGCGUUACUGAAAUAUCAUUCUGCAAAUAACAUUGUAGCAACAUUUACAAUUAUUUCAAAGGACUUUUGCACGGUUCACUUAUGUCAAUGAAAUGAUAUUCACGUUCUUAUAAUAACAUGUAAAGUAUGACAAUUUGUUUGUUGUUUUUUUUUUUCUCGUAAAUUUUAUCUCUUACAUGUAAAUUUAUAGGCUUUAUAGGUUUGAACUUUUUUUUUUAAUGAUAUGUAUGUGUUUUUGCCGGGAGGUUGAUUUUUUCCUCUCCUUUAACAAGAUAUGCUUAGCAUAAUAUAGAAGUUUUUUUUUUUUUUUUAUUUUUACACUUGACAACAAGCAAUAUCUAAGAUAAUUAAAAAAAUCUUUACAUCUGCACUUGAACAUCUCUACGCCGUUUUAUUUAUGUUUCAACCAAUGCGUGUUGGAUAUUUUUAUUUUAAAAUCGUACGUUUCGAGCACCUCUAAUUAUAGUGCACAGUAAUGUUAACAACGCAGAAAAAAAAGCAAUAAUUGGAUUUCAAGUGAUGAAAAUAGUGGAAAAUAGAAAUUAAAAUUCAAGCAGCAAAUUUUAAUCGUUUUACCAGGAAAAUCAUAGUUUGGACGAGGAGCACUUAACCGUAAUAAUAUACGUAACAUUGUGGCAUAUAUUCAACCUUACACACAUAUAUAAUUAUUUAAUAUCAUUAUAUUUAUCUGUAUAAUAUGUACUUUCUAAUUAUUUUGUAAACUUAAUAUACCUCUAGCUUCUGAAUAAUAUUUUAUUCAUAUUGUGACUUGCGGCAAAAUAUAUGCCUUCGGCAAAAACUGCUCUUGCUUUUAAAUAUUUUAUUAAUAACUUUUUUUUUUUUCAACCCUUUUUUCAAAUAACGAAAGCCGCAACGGUAUAUCUAUACAGUAGUUCGAAUUACAAUGAAACAAACGUUUUGCCAAUGUUAAUACCUUUUGACGACACGAUUGCGUAAUUACAUGCAAAGUUGUUUCAAUUGAAAAAACAGUUAAUUUCAGA
Neodiprion fabricii is the source of this 7882-nucleotide messenger RNA. RefSeq names its product double-stranded RNA-specific editase Adar (gene Adar). Bases 103 to 2073 code for a protein of 656 amino acids. The transcript is spliced from 8 exons. Gene Ontology annotation, cellular component: cytoplasm; nucleolus. Gene Ontology annotation, molecular function: double-stranded RNA adenosine deaminase activity; tRNA-specific adenosine deaminase activity; double-stranded RNA binding. Gene Ontology annotation, biological process: RNA processing; adenosine to inosine editing. The record is from RefSeq and is a predicted model, not a curated record. Lineage: Eukaryota; Metazoa; Arthropoda; Insecta; Hymenoptera; Diprionidae.